This is a messenger RNA of Anopheles stephensi (Asian malaria mosquito), 6581 nucleotides long. It is a transcript of the gene cg, whose product is annotated as zinc finger protein 189. The transcript has 12 exons. Lineage: Eukaryota; Metazoa; Arthropoda; Insecta; Diptera; Culicidae. The record is from RefSeq and is a predicted model, not a curated record. Bases 808 to 3534 code for a protein of 908 amino acids. Gene Ontology annotation, biological process: negative regulation of transcription by RNA polymerase II. Gene Ontology annotation, molecular function: DNA-binding transcription repressor activity, RNA polymerase II-specific; RNA polymerase II cis-regulatory region sequence-specific DNA binding. Gene Ontology annotation, cellular component: nucleus.
AAUUUAAUGCAAGAUUUUAGAAAAGCAAAGCGCACUGCUUGCUGGUAGUCGUCGAUUGUACGAAAAAUCGCGUGCGCGUAUUCGCCCAGCGCGCGGUGCGCACACACGUAAGCGGCAAUUCGGCGUCGCGUUUUGUAGUGUGUUGUUUCUCCGGCGGCGUACCUCACAACACACCCGGUGAAUUCUACUGUGAAUGGAUCGUGUCCCAUCGAAACGCGUGAAAAAGUUUUGCCGAGACCCGUCUGCGGAUCGUGUGAAAAGGUUCAUGUGUUAAGUGUGUGGUUCGAUUAUUUUUUUUUACUCUGCUUCUACCCUCCGGCACGAGAAUUAACAUAGGCACCGCGUGUCGCAAGUAUGAGUGGUGUCAGCGCGUACUACGAUUGUUAAAUGUCAACCACACACUUUGACGACGGGGCGUGUUGACGUCAAAACAAAAAUACGCGAAACGGAGAGCAGCAACACAGCGUGGCGUGUUUGCAAUGGAAAUAUAGGUGCGCUAGGAGGAAUAGGUCGCUUCAAAGUGCUUCAAGAAAGUGAAAACAAACGUAGGUAAAGUGGUGUUUUAGGAAAAAAAAAGACAUUGAUACAAAACCAUAUACACGGUUCGCAAGGUGUGCUAAAGUGAGUUUUGUUACUGCGUAUCUAUCUAGUGUGCGUUGCCAAGCAGAGCUAGAGUUGAUAAGAGGAAACCCCAUUUGCAACAUUUCGUUGCAACGCAACCCCCCAGCGGAUAUCGCGGGAUUCUCGUGGCCGUGUGGCAGAUAAGAAGAGUGAAAGAGAAGCGGAAAGAAAACAACUCGCGCCAAAAUGUGUGCCGCGCAGACAAAUGCUCCGACCAGCUUUAAUUACGCGUGGGGCUUUCAGGAGAACCAGCGGUCCGACUCGGUGGUGGAGAUCAGCCCAAACAUUAACUACACUGUCGGCGAUGGAACAGGCGCGAUGCCAUACUUGCAGCUUCCGGACGGGGCUAGCAUUUUGCUGAAGGAUGGAAAGGGUGCGAUCUCGCACGCCGGCAGCAAAGGCGUCCGUCGCAUGAUCCUCGUCAACGAUGCAUCCGCGGCGCUGCCCCAAGGAACGCAACGGAUAAUUACUACCGGUGGUACUGCGACAGCCGUCACUACCGGCCAUGCGAAGAAACACGAAGUUAUAACUCAACCGAAUACUACUACCACUCUAGCAAAUGGCCAGAUUGACACGAAGACGAAGGCGAUCCUCACGACGAGCGGGGCCAGUGCGUUCAUGUCACCGAUCGGACCGAUACAGCUGACGGCAGAGGAGUGCAACGAUAUACUGAUGAAGCGGGCGGCCGCUGCAGUUGCUGCCAACAAUCAGCAUGCCAUCACCAACAACAACGAUGGCCAGCAUACCUCGAUUUCAGUUCAGGUGCAGAAAGUGAUUCAAGGGCUGGAGGAGGGCGACGAUUCACAGGCCACCACCUCCAACCACCAGAUGAAGAUUGAACCGACGCUAAGCAUUUCGCCAAAGCUGGAAGCGGUAGAAAUGGAUUAUAACGAGUACGUCCAGCAGGAAGCAACCACCCCGACACCGAACGUGGUCCCGAAGGAGCGUCCGUACUCGUGCGAACAGUGCGGAAAAUCGUUCCUGCUGAAGCAUCAUCUGACCACCCAUGCCAGGGUGCACACCGUAGGUGAACGGCCGCACGUAUGCGUCCACUGUGGCAAAGACUUUGCCCACAAGCACUGUCUGAACACGCAUCUGCUGCUGCACUCGACCGAGCGCCCGUACCAGUGUCAGGAGUGCAAGAAGAGCUUCACCCUGAAGCACCAUCUGCUCACACACUCGCGGGUACACUCGCGCGAACGGCCGUUCGUGUGCGAUCAGUGCGGUCGAUCGUUCCCGCUGAAGCGCCAUCUGGUGACGCACAGCAAGUUCCACGCGGGCGAGCGCCCGUACGUGUGUGCAGACUGUGGGGAAAGCUUUGCCCAGGACGAACAUCUGGUAAUGCACUCCCGGUUCCAUGGUUCGGUGAAUCCGUUCCACUGCCGCGAUUGUGGUGCUACGUUCCCGCGCAAGUUCCAGCUGGUGAACCACGGCAAGAUACACGGCCGUGUACCGCACUCGUGCACGCUCUGUGGCAAAGAGUUCCUGCAGAAGCGCACCCUAGCGGCACACAUGAGAAUCCAUACCGGCGAUCAGCCAUUCCCUUGCAUUGCUUGCGGCGAAGGGUUCCGCACGAAGUCGGAGCUGAACGCGCACAACCGUCACACGCACAGUGGUGUCAACCCGAACGCGUCCAACACCACCAUCAUCACGACCAACUCGGUUGUGACGUCGAACGCUCAGCAGCAACAGGCACAGGCACAGGCACAGCAGCAGCAACAGCAGCACCAGCAGCAGCACAUCGAGGUGAAACAGAUCCAGCACUAUCAGGGUCAACAGCAGCAGGUGCAGGAUGUGUCGAACGGGAACAUCAUCACGACGAUUGCUGCUACCGGUCAAGGGUCGCCCGAAACAUCGGCAAAGCCACAGUACGCUUGCCGCGAGUGUGGCAGCGCGUUCAACAGUCGGGAAGCGUUGGCACUGCAUUUGCGUCUGCAUACCGGCGACAAGAGUCUCAUGACCGAUCUGUGCGCACUGACCGCGGCAAUACCGGGCCACUUGUUCCCGGCCGUCAAUCAAGUACAAAUAAUUACCUCCUCGGGUCAGGUGGUGCAGCAGCUGCAACCUCAAAGCCCUCCCCAGCAGCACCAGCAGCAACUGCAACAACAGGCACAGGUGGUGCAACAACAUCAGACCCAAACCGUGGUACAGCAGCAACAAACCCAGCAGCAACAGCUUCAGCACCAGCAGCAGCAGCAACAACAGCAGCAGCAGCAACAGCAACAACAACAGCAACACCAGCAACAGCAGCAACAAACCGUUGUCGUGGCACAGAACAAACCCAAAUCCCACUACUGCACCCACUGCGGCAAGGGAUUCGCGGCCAAGCACGGGCUAAUGUUGCACAACCGUCGUCACCCGAACGGGGGCUGUACCGUACGGACGCACGUGUGCGAGUGCGGUAAGGCCUUCUUCCAGAAGAACCACCUGAUGCUGCACCAGCGUCAGCAUCUGGAGCAGAAUCAACGCACCGGCGGUGGGGUCGCGGGUGGUGCGGGUGCCGCCGGUCAGGCUGGUCAGCAGCAGCAGCAGCAAGCGUCCGCCGGUCAGCAGCAGCUGGUUGUGAUUCAAGCCACCAACCAGGAAUCGAUGGUGCAGCAACAGCAGCAGCAGCAACAGGCAGCCGUUGCCGCUCAGCAACAGCAAGCGGCGGCUGCAGCCGCUGCCCAGCAACAGCAUCAGCUGCAACAACAGCAGGCCCAGCAGCAAGCGGUAGCGGUACAGCAGCAGCAGGCUCAGCAGCAGGCACAACAGCAAGCACAGCAGCAGCAGAACCAGAACAAUCAGCAUGCGAUGCGCAAUCUGGUGAUUGCGAACCAGCCCGUGCAGGUGCAGGUCCUGGAAGGUAACACGACCCAGGUAAUCAAGUACGAGAUCAUUCACGACACGUCACGCCAGUCGAACGUUGAGUGAGAAGAGGCGAUGCUCCGUAUAACCAAACCGGACGGUACGGAGGAAAUGAAGAAGGUAUUCAUACUGAAGAACGAGAUGGGAUGAAAUUUGCUUCACAGUGGUGGCCCUGCUACUAGUGCCGCUGCUGUCGCCGCCGCGACCACCACCACCACCAAUGCCGGCGUGGUCGUCACGCCCCAUCAUUCCUCCUCUUCCACCAUUGGUGCGUCCGCGAGUGCCACGAGCGAGUUGGGGAAAGGAGCACCGGCUCCCAACCACCACCACCACCACCAUCACCAUGCGUUGGUGGAGGGUGGUGGUACGGUGGAAGGUGUUGGAGGUGGAAGGGGAAGGGAUGGGAAUCACUAUAAUAUGGUGGCGCAGCAACAGCAGCAGCAGCAACAGCAACAUCAUCACCCAGCAGCAGCGGUGGUAGUACCGGGCGUCAUUGAGGAACCAAGCGAGGACGAUAAGAGUACCAUCAUCAUUAAUCAUCAUCAGCAGCAGCAGCAGCAGCAGCAUCAACACCAUCACCACUACCAAUCGCAACACCAUCAUCCGCGCCAGCAGCAGGAGGUGGUGGUAUCGGUGGGCCAGGCCGCGGCAAGCCUGAUUUCACCGAGCGAUCAUCAUAACUAUGCUGCAACCGUCACCGAUACGCGGCUCGUGUCGACUAGCACCAGCGCGACCUACCAUACCUACCAUCACCAGCAGCAUCAACACCAUCACCAGCAGCAGCACCACCAUCAUCACACCUCCGUCGUAACGCUUCAGUCCGGUGGAGUGCAGACUGCGGAGGGUGGUGGCGGUAGUGAUGGUGGCCAGGCCGGCGGACAGGAGCAGCAUCAUCUGCAGGACGCUGCUGCUUCGACGGCUGGCAUUGUAAAGCACGAAAAAUUCUAAGCGGUAAAGUUCGGUAUGCAGUGUGUUUGCAUAUGCGUGUAUAAUAGAUUCACGAUGCGCUGCGUCGUGUUGUUGCUGGACGUCGAAUUUAUAUUCUACUUUUAUUCUACUAUUAUUAUCAUUUGAGCUUUUAUUCGUAGCAAACACAAACAAACAAAAAGAAGAAAAAAAAACACUUUCAAUAUAUAGGUUUGUAACUUUAACAUCCAGUGCUUAGCGGAGCGAAACGGCCACAACACAUACAAACGAACAGGUGUAGCAAAAGAAAACUAGGAUACAAUCUUUCUCCCACUCUUUUAGCCUGGUUUUUCUUUCAAAAACCCAAAUUAUUCUAUUUUUCUUUUCCAUUUUCUUUUCAUUCUUUUUUUUUUACUCCUUUAACUGUUACACCUAACAUUGUGCUUUUCCCACCGGGUGUUUAAGAUAAAGAAACGCAAAAAAAAGUUUUUUUUCUUCCGAAAGGUCAAAGGACAAAAAAACAAACAGGCACCGAACUAACGAAAAGUUGUAAAAAUAGAACUGUGUACAUGGUAUAUAUAUAUAUAUGUAUAUGUUAAAUAAUCCACAUACAUAAACACACACUCACACACAGUGCGUCAUCGCAAUCCUAUGUACUACAAUGUAUAACGAGCAAAACGAGGUAAAAUGUAAUGUUUAGAGUUUUUAUUACACUAAUCUCUGUACAAACAGGGGCGGCCAGGGUUGUCCUCCUGUAAUGCAGGGUUGUUGCUAAUGGUAUUGCUGCUGUGCGCCGCCAUAUAGUAGUAGUAGUAGUCGUAGUAUGGGCCGUUUUGACCCAUGUAUGUAUGUACAGUGAAGAAGUUUUUGGUGUCCUUUAAGAAACAGAGAAAAUUACUGUUUUUUUUUGGGUCGGUAGAUCAGAUAAAAGUUAGGGCUUGUAAUAUAGUGAAAGGAUGAAAGGAGGAUGACAGCAAACGUACGACAGGAAAGCACGCCCGCCGCGCGUGUAUGUACAGUGGAUACAUAUUUUUAAAACGUGCUCGGUAGAAUAAAGCCACGUGCACGCGGAAGUUGAUGUCUAUGAGCAACGGAAAAGGAUAAUUUAGUAAAGCAUUGUACGCGUGUGUGUGUGUGCGUUUUAACAUUUUCUAAAGCAUGCCAUAGCUUUUUAAAUGCAAUUAGGAGCUUGUACAUAGGGCAAAUUGACGUACAACAACUUAAUUACAGCGGGGGGGGGGUUUCAGUUGAUAAUGUAAAAGCAUCGAUGCUGUUUGUAAGCUAAAUGGUAAAGAAAGCUAGUUGGCAUGGGGAAGGAGACUUCAGCUGGUAGGCGAAUCAAGGACCUUUCAUUGUGAAGCUACCAGAUGAUAUUGUAAUUGUAGCAGAUGAUAUUGUACACGGCCUGUCAGCGCUCGGUAAAGUGCGUGACCUACAGGUAUAAGCGCGAGCUUCUAGGCUUUGUACAAUAUCAUCGGCUUCAAUUACGAUAUCAACUGGUUGCUUCACAAUAAAAGGUUAUUGAUUCCCCAGUGAUCUGAAGCUCUUCCCCAAUGUCAUGUAGUUUUAUUUAUCUUUACAUUAUCAACACAAAAACAAACCCCUGUAAUGCCGAAUUACCCAAAAGAAAAACACACACACACGAUAACACCUUCUCCGGAGGGAUUCUCACCCUCCCCUCCGUAUCUUGUAUUAGUUUGUGGCCAUAGCAUGGAAGAGUACACGUAUAUGUAACAAAGAGAAAAAGUUUAUUAGUUAAGUAAAGUAGCUUUGAUUUCGGUUGACGGUUCCCAUUUUCCCGUUAGAAGAAUAUAUACAUAUUUUUUUAAUAUUAAAAAGAAAGGUGAACCAUUAUAGGGAUAGUGAGGCAAAUGUGGAAUCCUAACUUUCUAUUUUCAUUUUUAAUUAUUGGAAGGUGCGUAGUAACUAUUCUACUGUCCAUCUGGUUUGUGGGGGGGGGGGGGGUGAUGAAACCGAUGUCGUCGAACCGUGUAGAUUGAUGCACAACUUAACGUGUGAGCCAUACGUACCUUUCUUUUCAAAGCAUUUGAGUUGAGGAACCGCAAGAAAAAAAACAAACAAACAUAGAUUCAAAUCUAGAUCAAGUGUAACAUGUUGUUUCAUUAGUUUUAAUUAUUUUAGGGUAUUAAGUUCCGUUCUUUAGUCUGCUUAGUAUCAACUCGGUUUCAGACAUUAGUCCAAAAAAA